AAUAGGGCGUAACGCGGGCCAUACCCGUAGCCUAGCGUACCCGCACCGUUUAAAAAUAGGCCGCAUUUCUUUUUCUACUCGAAAAUUUCAAAUUUCAAAACCCUAACGUCCAAAAAACCCUCCAAAAAUCUGAAUCUACUUUUUUUUUUUUUUUUCAUCUUCCACAAUCCAUACAUGGCUUUAAACGACCCACCGAAAACCCUAGAGACCCGAGUGGAAAUUAGAGGUGCUGAAUGCGGAUCCGAAGAAUCUGAACCCGAAGAAGACGACCUGGAGAAGCUGGAAUCAGAUGUGAAGCAAACGGCGCAAAAGAUUCUAGAAUACAGAGCAACACUUCCAGAUCAUCUCAAGAGCACAUUUGCCUCGAUUCUUUCAUCUCAAAGACCAGUUUUGCCCGGGUUUGAAUCUCGGAUAGAGCCUGGACCCUCCGGAGACCAUAACCCUGAUUCAAGUGAACAUGUUGAAUCAAUUAAGGGGACAACACCCGUAAAAGAAGAGCAGAAGACCGCCGAAAAAAUACAUUUGCUUAAAGCUAAGAUAUCCAGUAAUGUCACUGCAAUGCCAACAGUUCUGAAGAGGAUCAAAGAUUGUAUUUCUAGAAUCGAGGAACUAGAUUCAUACAGUGGAAUCAUACACCCUGCUUUUAAAAAGAAAAGGCAUAGCUGAUCCACCAAAUCAUCUUUAGUAGCUUGAUUUUAGUAGUUGUUAGACUAGAAGAGACUGGCAAGGGUGUUUCCGGUGACAGACCAUAUUGAUUUGUACAAUGAACCCUUGUAUUUUAGAAAGUGAGGGACUGCUAACAGGGUUCCAGAGUUAUCGUUGUUUUGUAAUUAUAAAAGCAUCACGGUUGAUGUGUAACAUAAUGUAUUGUUGAUAGAAUGGUACAAGCAUCUCAAAUGUCAAUUGAUGAAUUUAUUCUGCUGA
Messenger RNA from Mangifera indica (mango), 924 nucleotides. RefSeq lists its product as uncharacterized. The record is from RefSeq and is a predicted model, not a curated record. The coding region runs from base 175 to 666 and encodes 163 amino acids. The transcript is spliced from 2 exons. Lineage: Eukaryota; Viridiplantae; Streptophyta; Magnoliopsida; Sapindales; Anacardiaceae.